GAGAGAGAGAGAGAGAGAGAGAGAGUUAACAGGAGAUCCAUGGAGCAUGUCACAGCACCAGUGUUUUCUAUGUCUUCUUGUCCACAAUGCACUUUAGAAUUUCAAUAAGAUGCGUGUGUGUUUCCAGAUAAUCACUUUCUUCCUCGCCGUAAACUUUUACUGUCAGCCGCUCCGAGCUCAGGAUCCCUCCUGUUGCCACCAUGCUGCAGAGUUCUCGCCUUGCAAAGAAGCUUGUGACCAGCUCGCUACUAUAAAGAGUGAGUCUCGUCUAAAGCAUCUCCUCCAGAGGUUACCCGGUUACUGUCCAGAGUCGAUGAAUGAACUCUGGUUGUGCAUCAACUCUACACUUCCAGGAGUAUCCAGGAAGUCAGACGGCUGGGUGGGACUGGGCUGCUGUGAGCUGGCUAUCUCAACUGAGUGCCGCAGGGAAUGCAGACAGGCAUCAUCUAAAAAUGACAUAACAAAAGUAUGCAAAAAGGUCACAGAGAACUCCCUCUACAGCUGCAUCACCAAAAAUGAAAUGGGCUCCACAUGCUGCAGCUACGCAGGGCGUCACACCACCUGCAGGGAGUACUGCCAGGCCAUCUUCAGGACUGACUCCACCCCCACUGUGUCGCAGAUCAACGCUGUCAGAGAGUACUGUCAGAGUCACAGCGCUCAGCUGCUCAGCUGCGUCAGCAACUUCACCAAGUCUUACCCCAUACGCAGCCCGAUAGACAGUCUGUACUGCUGUGACCGGGCGGAGGCGACCCACUGCCAGGUGGCUUGCCGGCGGAUCCUUCGCACCAUGAGCACGGAGCACGAGAUCAUGGAGGGUUUGAUCGAGGAGUGCGGCUCCCAGCCUCUCCCUCAGGAACCUAUGUGGCAGUGCUUUCUGGGCAGCGCCCACCCUCCUUCCCCGCCUGAAGAAGACCUCCCCCAUCCCGCCAAGAUGGACUGUGCCAAGCUGCACUGCUGCUCCAAGGCUAACACCUCACUCUGCAGGGACAUGUGCCAGGAGAUCAGCACUAACUGGGGCAGCCAGACAUGGCAGGACUUUGACCAGCUCUGUGAGUACAACCCGGUGGAGACGGAGCUCAUCAACUGCCUGUCAGAUGUCAGAGAGCCCUGCCAGCUGGGCUGCAAGGAUCUGGCCUACUGCACCAACUUCAACAACAGACCGACGGAGCUCUUCCGUAGCUGUAACGUACAGUCAGACCAGGGCGCCAUGAACGACAUCAAGCUGUGGUCCAAUGGGACAAUCAAGAUGCCCUUCAUGAACAUCCCCGUGCUGGACAUCAGGAAGUGUCUGCCGGACAUGUGGAAGGCCGUGGCCUGUUCCCUGCAGAUCAAACCCUGCCACAGCAAGUCCAGAGGGAGUGUCAUAUGCAAGUCAGAUUGUGUGGACAUCCUGACCCAGUGUGGGGACAGGAAACGUUUCCAUGAAGGACAAACUCCAGAGAGGAUCUGUGAGCUGCUGUCGCCCAUUGAUGACCCUGAACGCUGCAUCCCCCUCCACAGAUACCUCACCCCCAGUUCCCUAGGCAACAAUAUCGUUGAGGAGGUCAUCCAUCCAUGCAAUCCCAACCCCUGCCCCAGCAACCACUUAUGCCAGGUCAACAGGAAGGGCUGCCUUGAUGAACUCAACUGUCAGCCAUACCUCUGUGUGCCAGGCUGUAAACUGGGCGAGGCCUCUGAGUUUCUGGUGCAGCAAGAUGCUCGUAUCCAGGUGCCGACUCGCGCCGGUCCUGCCGGGUGCUUUGAGGUCUGCAGCUGUGGUCCCAGUGGGCGUCUGGAGAACUGCUUGGAGAUGCCCUGUGUGGACACCAACAAGCCCUGCAUCAUAGGAGGACAGAGGAAGAGCCACGGGACGUCUUUCAGGGUCGACUGCCACCACUGUUCCUGCUUCGCUGGUGACACCAUCUGCUCCACAAGAGAAUGUCUCAGCUUCGACAGCUCCGAUGAGGACCGCCGACAAUUUACCGGUCUUCCCUGUAACUGUCCGGACCGCUUCGUCCCAGUGUGUGCCUCCAAUGGGCGGACCUAUCCCAGCGCCUGUGUGGCUCGCUGUAUGGGAUUCAAGGACUUUGAAUUUGCCUUUGGCUUGUGCCGGCUCAGUAACCCCUGUGCCAACAAACCCUGUGAGAGAAACCAGAGGUGUAUCCCGAAGUAUCGCGUGUGUCUGAGUGACUCAUCCGACUGCGUGCAGCACGAGUGUGUUGGCCGGCCGACGCCCUGCGAUAAGAGCAGUGUGGAGCCAGCCUGUGAUACUGAUGGCCUGGUCCACCCCAGUGUGUGCCAGCUUCAGCAGGCUGGGAAAACCCUGGCCUACAUGGGCCACUGCCAGGAUGCCUGUAGGAAGCCUCAGCAGGUUUGUGGCCACAACGGAGAGACCUACAGCACAGUGUGUGACGCCUACUCUGACCGCGUGGCCGUGGACUACGAGGGCCCCUGCCACGCCGUUGGAGCAGUGUCAGAUGUGGCCCCCGAUUCUGCGUGCAGCUUGAUUCGCUGUCCGCCUCUGUCCACUCCUGGCUGCAGGCCUGUCACCCCACCUGGAGCCUGUUGUCCAAUAUGUGCCAGCAUGCUGCAAAUCCUCUGGAACAAAGAGCAGAUGAACACUUUCUCUAAGCUAAACAAGAACCGGCCGGUGACAGUCUACGACGUCCUGCAGACCCUGCGACUCCACGUCUCGGUGCCGCAGUGCGACGUCUUCGGCUACCUGAGCAUCGACCAUGUGCUGGUGGUCCUCAUCGCUCCGGUGGACCAGCAGCCAACACCGCUGCAGAUCGAAGCCUGCAGUAAGGAGGCGGAGAAGAUCGAUUCCCUCAUCAACUAUGCCAGCCCCACACUGGUCUCCCACGUCCCCCUCUCUGCCUUCCUCGCCUCCGAGAUCAAGACCUCCUCCAUCCACUCGUCCGGGGGCACUCCACCCUCACCUCUGCCCCCCGGCCUGUGCCUUUUCCUGGGCCUCCUCAUCGCCGUGGCCCCUGUCUUCCACCAGCUCUAAGCAUUAAUAUCUCCACCUAGCCUCCCUCCCUCUAACUCUCAAGUGUUCCAAAGUCCCCCCCCCGUUGCUGGGAUGGGGGUGUUAUAAGGUGAGUGUGUUUGGGUGGUGGCGGAGCACGAAGAAUCAGCGGCGCCGUCUUUCGACAAUCAUUCUCAUUGACUCACCUGCGUGUCAAACAAUCAAGGCGGUAGAAAAGCUAUUACUAGGGAAAGCUUUUGUAUGAACAGUGUUAUUCAGUGGACGAGUUACUCACUGGGUUUCCCUCCAGUGAAGUGUGCUUAAGUGUGUGACUGUGUGUGUGAGUGUGAGCGUGUGUGACCUUUAAGAAGCAUUUGACUUCAUACCAGCAGUGUUUAUCCAUUAGUCCCAACAGCAAGCUCUCCUCUGAAAGCUGUUAAGUGGGAAUGUAAAUUUCAUGACUCACUCUGUCUUGUUCUGGAGCUUGGAGUGUGUGUGUGUGUGUGUGUGUGUUUUUGCAUGUGUGUGUGCCCGAUUGGAUUUCGGAGACAGACAAGAACAAAACAUCCCUGUCUGGCAGCACAUCUGUUUGACAAAUUACCUGAAAUUCCCUCAGUCACACACACACUUUUGCACGCACCAACACACAAAGGUUGGUGUCACUAAAUCCAGACCACUCUGUUCACUGUAAACCAUGUGUUAGAUGGAGUCCGUGACACCGUUCAAGCCUCCAGUAAACGAGACUGCACAGUCUGUACCACGGUGCACAAUGUAUGUACAUGUGAGGUGUAUAUGGACCUAGUGUUUGAACCUCUAACCUCAGCAGUGUUAGUGCCAUGCUCAUGGACUGAGCCAGCUCAGAUGAAACUAAUCCAGCCUCCAAAGUCGGUUCUAACUACUGACCAAAACAAAGACCCCCCUUUUCCACCAACGCAAACCUAGUACUAGUUCUGGGCUGGUGCCACUGCAGGUUCGGAGCUGUUGCUCAGCUAACAUCCCCCAAGCAAGCAUAGCUAAUUUCUAACAUCAGUGUUUCAUUCACAACAUCAAUGUUGUGUUUGUAACAUUAAUGUUACAUUAAUUAGGAACUAUGCUUGUUUAGGUAAUGUUAGCUGACCAACAGCUAGCUAGUUAGCCAGCUAAUUCUAUGUUACAUUCACAACAUCGACAUUGUGUGUCUGGCUACAAGGCAACCCCAGCCCCUGAAAUAAGUGGAUCCUGGUUCUAGACCAGCAAAGUGCCACACUAGAACUAGCUUUCUUGUCAGAGAACUGGAUCUGUUAAAACUUAAAAAACUUGUUCAAGAUUAGGCACUGGCUCUGAACCAGCCCUCAAACUGCCUUGUUGGAAAAGGGGCAAAAGUGUCCAAAAGUCAAACAAAAAGUUCAAAUAUUAAGGGAGGCCAGGUUCUGUUGUGUUUCACUCAGCAGUGUAGAGCAGCAGAUCAGAGCUGAAAUGGUGAUCCAGGACCUAAAACGAUCUUGGAUAUCAGUUGGAUGUCUCAAACCAAACCUAGCAACACUUUAUCGGAUGUGGUGUUCAUUAAAUAUCAAAAGAGUAGUUUAAGGAGCAUACCAGUGUUAUUCUGCACCAUUGCCUGACAACUACAAACACAACAUCACUAUAUAGAUGGAUGUUCCUACUUUUCAGCUCAUUCCAGAAACAUGUUAGGGCAACAAUUAUUCUCAAUUUUAAUUUAUCUGAUUAUUCAACUAAUGUGGUUAAAAUGUCAGAAAAUGGUGAUUUGAGACCAUCGGUUCCCAGAGAAAACAGGACACAAUAUCUUGGCUACACCAGUUAUGUUCACUAGUUUUACCUCUCCAGAUAUAGAAAAACUGGACUAUACUCUUUGAUGAAAGUGCUCACCAAUCAUAGACAUGUGUAACCCAUGACGAGGGUUCUUAAGUGGUUUGCUACUACUGAGUUUGCUUUAAAAGGUCAAAAGCCAAAACAGUUUGGAACCACUAUUCCAGACUUGUGAUGAGGUCUUUAAAUGUUUAGUUUUGUGCGACCAACAGUCCAAAAUCCGAAGGUAUUGAAUUUACAACAAUUGAAAAAAGCAGUAAAUGUCUGACUGUCAUUGCUGAACCUUGACACGUCUAUGAAUGCAACACGAGAUUUAGUCCCUGCUUGCAGCUACAUAACGCGUGAAGACUCAAAUUAAAGUGUUCGUUUUGAUAGACGCCCAUCUCAAGGUUUACAGAUCUACAAGUAUAGUGUACUGAAAUGAGUUGAAAACAAUAGCUGUGUGGAACAUUUCAGAUCUGAUUGUAAAAGUAUGUAUUUGGUUUGUAUAUAAAGGGGUUCACCACCAGUUAAGUGUUAAGACAGGUUUUGAAAAGUAACGGUGGUCAACUUUUAGUCCCUGGUAGUAAAUUCCCAAAAUGCAGCUUAAAAGACUUUUUAGAUUCUAGUGGCCUGAUAAACUCCAGCAUUGUUCUGAAUGUAUAGCUUUCAGUUUCUCCAUACUUGUUAGAAUACUUUCACCUAAUGUGUUGUGAGCGUUAGGAAAACACUGUACAGGAGUAUCUGAUGGGCACCACUUCUGAUAAAGUGUUACCAGGAUCUUCCAUGCUGGUAUAGCGCAGCAGAACAGCCUGGAUCACCUCUCCCUUUGUGUGAGGCCAAUACCUCUGAAAAGCAUUAAAAGGGAUGCUUCCUGUCUGUACAUAUGAACUAGAAGCCAUUUAAUAACAAAAAGGACAAUCAGCUAGUCACUACCCACAAUCCACUUUGGGUAGAGAAGAUUUCCAUAGUAUGCCUUGCGUAUAGUGUCUUAUAUGAAGUAAUAAUGAAAAUGCAAUAACUUUAUAUUUGUUAAGAAAUGUCUCUAUAUUUGAUAUGUAUCUGAUUGAGGUAAUGAUCACCUAUGUGCCAUGUUUUUUUAAACAUUCUUUAUUGCAUGAUGACAAUUAUGAAGUGUUUUUACUCCAGAAUGUAUUAUAGUAUAUAGUGUGUGUUGUCUGUAUGUGUUUGUCUAUCUGCCUGUAUAGCACAAUGUGUCCCAGUCUCUAACAGUAUUACUGUGCUAGGCAGCUCUGUAGCAGGGACCUCUCACCACAGCUCCUCCAUCUAUUAUUAUUAUUAUUAUUAUUAUUAUUAUUAGUGUUAUGUUUAUGUCCUCUGGAGCCAACAUGAAUUCUGUUACUUUUCAAUAUUUUGUAUGUGUUCAGUGAGUUCAUUUGUUUUCAUGUCACGUUUGAAUCAACUAAAGUUCAAUCUAAAGACUGAUGUUUUCUGCUCCUGAUGAAUCCUUUCUGUUGCUAAAAGAAUAGUUCAGCAUUUUGGGGGGGUGGGAUGAAAAGAUCUAUAAAACUGACUAAUGACCACCUUGCAUCUUGUUUAUUUCAUUCAGCCAUACUAAAACCACAGAAAAAUGUGGUUUUAGGUAGCGAUAUAUAUCCUGAUGCACAAUGGUUUAUUCAUCCGCUAGUCAUGUCAUGUAAGCCGCUAUGAGAAACUCUCAAAUAUUGACUCAAAAUAAUGACUUUGAGAUAAUAUUGACAGAAUAUUUUGAGAUGCUAAGUCAGUAUUUAACGUUUCUCUCUUAUGACUUGCAGAAUCCCUUUUUAUUUUGUCACAUUGGCGGAAAUGGGCUUCCAUAGAAAAGGGUUUGAGGAUGAGGACAAACCCCAAAUACAAUAUGGCAACAUGUUCUCCCUCAUCAAAUACUGCCACAUGGUUAGUGGCCCAAAAUAGGCCACUGUAGGUGUCUCUGACACCUAGUUGACGUAACAUUACAUAAGUUUACAUCGUACAAAGCGGACGACCAAGCCGCAGUAUUUGAUGACUUGGUAGUGUGGCUGGGUUGAAUAUAGAGCUGGACCAAGUCACUUAUCUUAUAACUUUGAUAUAGCAGUUAGCAUAAGGUCCUAUUAUGUCACACUGGCUGCGAUGUAAUUCUAUAAAUGUGUACAAGUGUUGCGUCAGCUGUGAUUGGACGAUGGCUGUUUUGGGGAGGGGUUUAGCUAGCAGAAAGUCAGUUAGUGAGCUUUAGAGGUGGGUGUAUGUUAGAACAUUGGACGAAUCCAGGAUAGCUGUUUCCUCCUACUUCCUCUUUAUGCUAAGCUAAGCUAAAUCCAGCUCAGUCCAAUGAGAAUUGCGCACAUUUUGGCUAAUAGCCAAAAACUUUUUCUAGCCUCAAGGUUUACUUCCUGCUUAUGCAGCCCAUUGACUGUUAUAAAUGAAUAAUAUUUCAUCCUACAAAGAGUCAUAAUUGACUUUGUUUGCAGUUUGAGGUGUCCCGUCAUCGGGUCUGUGGGGAAAAUGCUUUUUAGGACACAGAUGAAUUUUUCCCUGCAAUAUCGUGAAAGGCCACUGGGAGAAAUUGGAAGUAAAGCCAACUUUUUAUAUAUCUAUGCUCCAGCUCCAUAUUUAACACACAGAUCCAUCUUCUCAUCUCCCCCUCAGAAAGGAAGCUAGUCAGUAAAAUAUUCAUACAUUGUACAGAUUUUUUUGUCUGUGUGUUACAGCUUACUCGGCAGCCCUGUGGAAGCCGACAGGAACAGUAUUUUUAACAGGAAGCUUCUUUCUCCUGUCUUUCUCCUGUCAUGAUGUAAAAUCAGUGUUAUGGAGUGUAAUCAAACCAGUCAGCUGUUCUGAGCUUAUAAACCCUCAGGCAGGCUGGAGGAGUCAGUCCAAUGUGCUGAGAUGGUUUUCUGUAAUAAUAAUAAUAACCCCAUGUUGUCACCUGUACUGUGUUGGUUUGGUGUGACUCCUCUAACCGAAUGUUGGUUUGUAAGGGUCAUUGAUGGUUGAUUUUUUUCUUUGGAUCAUCGCUGUGUUUGACUGUAAAAGUGACAUGAAUUAAAAUAAUUGGAAGAAAGUCAA
Messenger RNA from Dicentrarchus labrax (European seabass), 7777 nucleotides. RefSeq names its product reversion-inducing-cysteine-rich protein with kazal motifs (gene reck). The transcript has 21 exons. Gene Ontology annotation, cellular component: plasma membrane. The record is from RefSeq and is a predicted model, not a curated record. Gene Ontology annotation, biological process: blood vessel maturation; extracellular matrix organization; sprouting angiogenesis. Lineage: Eukaryota; Metazoa; Chordata; Actinopteri; Moronidae. The coding region runs from base 110 to 2989 and encodes 959 amino acids. Gene Ontology annotation, molecular function: protein binding; metalloendopeptidase inhibitor activity.